This is a messenger RNA of Gongylonema pulchrum, 909 nucleotides long. The record is from the annotation of a GenBank genome assembly. NCBI's taxonomy places the organism in Eukaryota, Metazoa, Nematoda, Chromadorea, Rhabditida, Gongylonematidae.
AUGCAUGUAGUGAAAAUUGUUGUAAUGUUAGCGACAGCAACCGGUGGAGCAGCAUUCGCUGUUGCACUGAUGGUGCUUUUAUCACUCUACAACACAAUGGAGGAUCUGUACGCGGAGGUCAUGAAUGAUGUCGGAGUGUUUCGCUACGAAACCAACAAUGCCUGGGAUGAACUGAUUGCGCUCAAAAGGGAAUUCCAACCAUCGCUACCUGUUAGUAAGCUGGAUGCUUUUGGCAGUAUUUUUCGCAGCAAACGAGAAAUUCGUAGGAAGGCUGCAAAUUUUCGAGGAUUGCCGUCGUUCUGCAUGUGCGAAGUACCACGAAUUGUUUGCCCUCCUGGGCCUCGAGGACCGCCUGGAGCGCCCGGAAAAGACGGAACGCCAGGAACACCAGGACCACCAGGACAUGAUUACCAAACACCGCCGAUUUAUGAAAUUAGACAGUGCCCAGUGCCAAAUACGUUUGUUUGCAUCACUUGUCCAGCUGGACCACCUGGCCCAGCCGGCCAACCAGGCGAAAUGGGCUAUCCCGGGGUGGAUGGUAAACCUGGAAAGAAUGGCUCACCUGGAGCUGAUGGUCCACCUGGCCCUCCGGGCCCUGUUGGAGAUUUUGGGCCUGAUGGCGUUCCAGGCCCCCCUGGAAGAACAGGGCCACCAGGUGAAGAUACGGAGAGGAAAAUUGGAACUCCUGGAAGGAGGGGUCCGAAAGGACCACCAGGUUGCCAGGGUAAUCAAGGAGAUAUUGGAGAAGAUGGUAAGAGAGGGAAGAGAGGUAAACAGGGUAUUCAGGGCCCUCCCGGAGCACCAGGUUCACCAGGGACAGACGGAUUGCCGGGAAGACCUGGAAGAAGAGGCCGUCCUGGCCAUGAUGCAGCUUAUUGCAACUGCCCGGCGCGAUCGCUGAAAGCUUGA